Messenger RNA from Xenia sp. Carnegie-2017, 2634 nucleotides. RefSeq names its product potassium/sodium hyperpolarization-activated cyclic nucleotide-gated channel 2-like. NCBI's taxonomy places the organism in Eukaryota, Metazoa, Cnidaria, Anthozoa, Malacalcyonacea, Xeniidae. Gene Ontology annotation, biological process: transmembrane transport; monoatomic ion transport. The transcript is spliced from 9 exons. The record is from RefSeq and is a predicted model, not a curated record. Gene Ontology annotation, cellular component: membrane. Bases 506 to 2308 code for a protein of 600 amino acids. Gene Ontology annotation, molecular function: monoatomic ion channel activity.
CGUAAAGUAGACGUAACUAUUUCAAAUCGCUUACAACGAGUAUUUCUGCGCGACAAAAAGUGUUAUGCAAAUUUCACUUCAGAAGCACUUUAAAUCAGGGGCCGGUUGCACGAAGGCUGAAUGGUGCUGGACACUGGAUAGCAAUAUUUUUGAAGGCUUUCAAAAUUUCUGAAAAGGAAACAAUCUACGAUUUGAACUGGAAUAUCAUUGAAAUACAAUAUUGGCUCUACAAUAGCAAAGUUUCAUUAUUGUACAGAAAAUUUUACCACGUUUUUCACAAGUUUGAAAAAGUUCCUAUCCAAUGGAUAACAUUGUCCACGCUUCGUGCAACCGGCCCCAGAACCACAGAAGCCUUCUUUCUUGCGGCUGCAGUUUUUGCGCGUGCUCAAGAAAUGAUAAUUUGUCAUUGAUAACGUGACAAUCGAACGAAUUAAAUUAACAAAUUGUCGAAACAGAAAGCGCGCGAAGUUAUAUCAAGUUGUAGAGUCAUUUUCAACGAAGAGCCAUGAAAUUUUUAUGUCCAUGUUGCGGAGUAAAGGUCGUUCCAUAUGAAGAAGAUGACGAGCCUCGAUUGAGCAGCAAUUCUGCGGUCAAUACUGACAGAUUUCUGUCGAAGAACUUUGAUGAAAACGACAUUGAUGAAGAUUUUACGACGGCAUUGCGGGAGGUUAUUGUGGAUACAAUGGGUAAAUCGAAAGGGGAUCCGUCAACUUCAGGUAUGGCGAAUGGCAACUUUAUUCGGCCAUCCAUUCCAUUGCUUUUGUUUUCAUGGCUUCAACCAAUGGACAACUUAACAAACCCAAAGUUGUUCAGCAGCACGAGAGCAGUAGAGAAGGAACAGACGAGACACAAAGAAGCUGGAUGGAUCAUUCAUCCUUGUAGUUUAUUUAGAGUAUAUUGGAAUUUGUUGAUGCUGACAUUGUUGAUCAUGAACAUGUUUGCCUUGCCUGUGGUCAUAACGUUUUUCACCGACGAUAUGCCGUUAUCGUGGACCGUGUUGAAUAUCAUCUCCGACGUUUUCUUCCUCGCCGAUCUCGUGCUGAACUUUCGCACGGGUGUCAUCGUGAACGAUGUGAACCACAAAAUUAUCCUCGAACCACGAAAAUCAUAUUUGCGGACGUGGUUUCUCAUUGACCUACUUUCCUCUCUACCGCUGGACUAUAUUAUUUCCGUCAUCACUCGUCACAACUCACACUUGAUCGGAGCAUCGCGAGCUCUCAGAUUAUUGAGACUUGCCAAGCUUCUGAGCCUUCUGCGUUUGCUGCGCAUUUCCAGGCUUGUACGUUAUAUUAGUCAAUAUGAAGUGAUAUUCAAUUGGACGAAAUCCUGUAUGAGGUUUAUCCAUCUCGUCACAAUGCUCAGCUUGAUUAUUCACUGGAAUGCUUGUUUGCAAUAUAUUGUACCUUCGUUUAACGACUUUCCAACUGGUUCAUGGGUGACCAUCCAUGGUUUGCGAAACGAGACGUUGUCCACGAAGUACAUUUGGUCUUGGUUCAAGGCGAUGUCUCAUAUGUUGUGUAUCGGCUUUGGCCGUUACCCACCACAAACCGUCCUAGAUGUUAUUGUAACUAGUUUUAGCAUGAUAACAGGUGCAACUUGUUACGGCAUUUGCCUUGCCUACUGUAUAGCGGCCAUCCAGCAGACUGAUUCAUCGCGUCGACAUUAUCGGGAAAGAGUUCAACAGCUUGCUGAGUACAUGUCCUAUCGUAAACUUCCUAACGAGACACGUGAUAAGGUCAUGAAUUAUUUUGAUCACCGUUAUAAGGGAAAGUUUUUCAACGAACGAGAUAUUUUGAGUGAAGUCUCUUCACCUUUACGUCUUGAGAUUAUCAGUCACAAUUGCCGCGAUCUUGUUAAAGCAGUUCCGUUUUUCAAGCAGGCCAAUCCUCUCUUUGUCUCGGCCAUUAUCACUAAACUCAGUUUCGAGGUAUUUCUUGCUGGUGACGUCAUCAUUGAGGAGGGAACGGCUGGGACAGAGAUGUAUUUCCUGCAGGAAGGCUGUGUCGAAGUCAGAACAAACAACGUCACACAAGGCCAGCUGAAAGACGGUUCCUACUUUGGAGAAAUAUGUCUUCUUACGAACACUCGUCGUAUUACGAGCGUGGUUGCCAUGACAAUUUGCGACACGUUCGUGUUGAGUAAGGGCGAUUUUCAUGACGUUUUAGACGAUUUUCCAGAAAUGCGGGCGACUAUGGAGACAGUUGCCGAAGAACGCUUGAAAGAGAUCAAGGCGACGCGGACUCUGAAAAAAACUCGCCUAUUGCAUGACAGAAAUUUGUUAACAUCCGCUGACGGGUCUUUGGUGUAGUACGAUGUCAUGGUGUAGAUAGCUUGAAAAAGAAUAGAACUUUAGAUUAUAAGUUGCGCGAAUUCAAUAUCGUAAGCGCUUAUGCGAUGCAACAAGCUGUUGCAAAUUUAUAAAUUAAAAGCGGAGGGUUUGUAAUGGUUUUUAUUGCUUAUUAAGCGUUAAUUGCGUUGGAGCGGAGGCAAUUGAAUAUGCGAAUAAAAUUUAAAAGGUGUAUCGAAAAGAAAACCUGUAGAAAUUGACGUAUUGGGAUGAUUGCACCUUCUUGUGAAAAUAAAUUUGUAAAUUUUUUUGGGCUACGUACAUUAAUUACAUAUCUUUGUCGCAAA